AUGCUUUCUGGUUCUACUCUGAUGCGUAGACCAACUCAAUUGGGACGUGAUAUUCCAAAGUCUUACUCAACACAAUCUUUGGCUAAUGCUCGUGAGGACGCUUCCAUCCCCGAUACUCAAAGCGAAAACCUGGAUAUGUACUUCGCUCCCAGCUACUCGGACUACACGCACGAAAAUUACAAAGUAACUCGAGUUGGUACUCGAGACUCGUGUAACUCUGCGUAUUCUAAUCAAUCUGUUUAUCGUGUUUCGCUUGACUUUUCUCCUAAAGAAAUCGCUUUGGUGAGAUACACGUGGAACCGCAUGUUGGUUGACGAUGCCGAGCCGAAGAUUUCCCUCCCUGGUGCGUUUGCACGCCCCAAGAAGAUGGCCCAACUGUCCUUGCAUGCUCUGUCGACCUUUUGUACGCAGCUCUAUCUGAAUCUCUUGUCUAUGGACCCAGAGUUGGAGCAGGCAUUUCCUUCGCUCCGGCACCAGGCUGUGUCUAUGGCUGGAGUAAUGUCUCUUGCAGUCAAUUCUCUUGACAACUUGUCCAGCUUAGAUGCCUAUUUGGAGCAAUUGGGCAAAAGACACCUGCGCAUUUUGGGCAUCGAACCUUUCCAGUUCGAGAUGAUGGGAGAAGCGUUGGUGCAAACUUUUGUGCAACGCUUUGGUUCCAAGUUUACUCAGCAGCUUGAAGUGUUAUGGAUCAAAUUCUACAUGUACUUGGCCAAUACGCUUCUUCAAUUUGGUUUGGACCCGGUUCUUCGGUUAGAGCCAGGCGCGCCGCAAGUUUUCCCGCGCCAACUGCGUCCCGAAAGUGUUUUUUCGGGCGACACUUUGUCGCUUCUUAACCUGGCGCGGCGUGUUUCGCAGAGCACUGGCCUUACCGAGGUGCUGUCGGUGCUCGAAAAAAGUGCGGCGCCCAAGGUACGCGCGCCGCCCGCGCAGAAACGGCGCCUCCGUUUGAAGAAAAAGAGCGACUGUGUCAUCGUUUAG
Messenger RNA from Clavispora lusitaniae ATCC 42720, 978 nucleotides. RefSeq lists its product as uncharacterized. Lineage: Eukaryota; Fungi; Ascomycota; Pichiomycetes; Serinales; Metschnikowiaceae. The record is from RefSeq and is a predicted model, not a curated record. Gene Ontology annotation, cellular component: intracellular anatomical structure. Gene Ontology annotation, biological process: cellular response to nitrosative stress; nitric oxide catabolic process. Gene Ontology annotation, molecular function: nitric oxide dioxygenase [NAD(P)H] activity; FAD binding; heme binding.